Gambusia affinis (western mosquitofish) is the source of this 1992-nucleotide messenger RNA. Its product is annotated as neurexophilin-2. The record is from RefSeq and is a predicted model, not a curated record. Gene Ontology annotation, molecular function: signaling receptor binding. The coding region runs from base 552 to 1412 and encodes 286 amino acids. The transcript has 2 exons. Lineage: Eukaryota; Metazoa; Chordata; Actinopteri; Cyprinodontiformes; Poeciliidae.
GUAAGUUAUCACCUCAUUAUUUGAACAUCGACUGGACAAACUGCUCCACAUGCAGCAGUGGUUAGAGUGGUUUCCAGUUAGAGAAAAAUCAGCUGUGCACAAUCAGUUGCGCUUGGACGGAGAGAGAGGAUACAGAAGAGACAGAGCUGCUGUGCGCGACACAUCUCAUCUCUCAAAAUCAACCAGUCAGUAUCCCAAAACACGAGAAGAGCUUCUGAUCAUCAAACGAACCAGCUCGCAGACUGACUUCGGUCUCCGCGCAAACUUCGCGCCGAAGCUCCAGCAUGUCCAGCGGGGACCAACGCCGCGGAUGUGCCACAUGAGGCGGACCCGAGAAACUGAAAGCAGUGCUCAAACUUUGCCCACGGAGACCUCUGUGACUCUUAACGAAGCGCGCACGCAACUUUCAGCGUGGUUUCUGCUCCUGUGACACUUUCCGCCCUUCUCCUGGCCCGUCACUUGGGAUUGCUGGGAUUCAGCGGCGUGUCUCUUUUAUGUUCAGCCGAGGAGACGUGUAGUUUUUCAGGGUGGUCCGUUCUAAGGAAGGUGACAUGCAGGUUCUCGGUUGGACCACAGUUCUCCUCUGUCAGUGGAUCCUACAGAAGGUCCAAGGGUUGGAGAAGCAAGUGGACCUCUCAGAGUUGGGCCCGGUUGGCUCAGUAAUGAAGACUCUUCCUUAUGGCAUGGGAGGAGGCACUGCUGGAGGAGUUGCCAAGCCUCCAUACCAAACACGCAUAUUUUCCGCAUCCAUUGACCAGACACCCCUGAAGUCCAAGCCACCCACCUACACUUUCUUCAACCCCUAUGACUCAGGCCGGAACCAGUCCAUGUCACUGGAUCAGACUGGCUACCGCUCCAAGCGCAAGCCAUCAUCAAAGACAAACAUAAAGACCAAGAAGAUCUUUGGCUGGGGAAACUUCUAUUUCAGCGUUAAGACCGUGAAGUUCAGCCUGUUGGUGACGGGCAAGAUUAUUGAUCACAUCAAUGGUACAUUCACCGUUUACUUCCGCCACAACUCAUCCAGCCUUGGGAAUGUGUCAGUGAGCAUUGUACCACCGUCAAAAGUGGUAGAGUUUGAAGUUCUACCGCAGCAGCAUAUGCACCCCCACACCCAGCAGGACGUCCAGAUCCAGGAAACACAACAGGCCACCAUCGACCCCAGAGAGGGGAAGACCCUCAACUGUCGGGUGGAGUACGACAAAACCGACAGGUCGAAGAAAUCCAAACCCUGCCUGUAUGAUCCGUCUCAGACCUGCUUCACAGAGCACACUCAGUCUCAUGCUGCCUGGCUCUGUUCCAAACCCUUCAAGGUGAUCUGCAUCUUCAUCUCUUUUUUAAGCAAUGAUUACAAGUUAGUUCAAAAAGUGUGUCCGGACUACAACUUCCAAAGUGAGCGCCCUUAUUUCGGAUAAAUACAUUAGACUCAAGCGAGGAGGAGAAAAAACGACAAUGUUCAUGAUCUCAGUGAUGAGUAAAAGGAUGAAUAUGGAAAUGAUACUCAUUAUGAUGAAGAAAAAAAGGGUUGUUUACCCUUCUGAACUGACGUGAAUUGUGGAUUUAAAUAAAUGUAUAAUCAAAGCUAUGGAAUGUACAGGAAAUGGUGGAUUUCUCUGAUAUAUUUUCCAACUUUGUAUUUGUUAACCUUCGUUUUUAUGUUUUCUUUUCUGUAAAUAAUGUACUCAUCCCCAGCAGACUAUAUUGUUUUUAGAUCUAUGUUUCUCAGUGUUAUUACUUUCUGCAGUUGGAGAAUUCAGUUAAAAACAGCCCGAAUGGGUAUUAUUCCCUCUGAGUACAGACUGAGCCUCUCAGGCAGCUGUGCUGUGCCAUCACUGUGUGGCAGAUAUAAUGUUAUGGUAGACUGACUGUUAAUCAUUCUCUCAGCUCUACAUUUCGACCCAUGGAUAUAAGAGAGUUAUAUGUAUGAGAAAUGCUAUGCUGGAUAUGCAUACAAUAUACUGUUUGAACAAGCACAUUAAAAUCUCUUUAACUGUC